Molecule: messenger RNA, 6916 nt
Organism: Dromaius novaehollandiae (emu)
Lineage: Eukaryota; Metazoa; Chordata; Aves; Casuariiformes; Dromaiidae
Gene: FAM78B
Product: family with sequence similarity 78 member B
Exons: 3
Coding region: 212-892 (226 amino acids)
Source: RefSeq, a predicted model, not a curated record
CUCCCCCGGCAGGCCGGCCGGCCGGCGGACGGCAGCCGGCGAGGGCCGCAAGAGGCGCGGCGGCGCGUUCGCCCUGCCGGCGCCGGUGCGGGCGCCGGUGCGCGGGCGGCGUCGGCGAUGCGCGGGCGCGGCGGGCGCUCGGCGGGGGGACGGGCCGCCCCCCGCCCGCGGCGCGGCGGCGGCGGCGGGUGACCGCGGCGGGGCGGCGGCCAUGGGGUGCCUGCAGAGCGUGGCCUGCAAGGCGCGGGUGCGGCGGGAGCACAUCGUGGUGUCGGACGUGUCGGCCACCAUCGAGCCGGCGGCCACCGCCAUCGAGGAGAGCUCGCCCGUGGUGCUGCGCUACCGCACGCCCUACUUCCGCGCCUCGGCGCGCGUCCUCAUGCCGCCCAUCGCCCGGCGGCACACCUGGGUGGUGGGCUGGAUCCAGGCCUGCAACCACAUGGAGUUCUACAACACCUACAGCGACCUCGGCGUAUCAAGCUGGGAGCUGCCCGACUUGAGAGAAGGAAGAGUAAAAGCCAUCAGUGAUUCUGAUGGAGUGAGCUACCCCUGGUACGGAAACACCACAGAAACUGUAACCCUGGUUGGGCCCACUAACAAGAUCUCCAGGUUCUCGGGAAAUGCAAGGAGCAAGAAUAUGAUCAAACCGUGCCUGUGGCAAAUGCUGCUUUCCACCCAAUUAGACGUAGAAGCGGAGACCAUGCCUACCAGACGUGGAGGGCUUGUGCAGCGAACCUUCCUGUCUGCCCUGACAGGGAGCGGGUGUCACCACAGUGUCUAUACCUAUGCAUUUGGAUUGAUAAUCAACCCAUCACCAUGCUCUUUGGGACUCGGCGGAGGUUUGCCGGGAGACGGAGAGGCCCGGGGCGGCGGGGGAGCUGGUGCCAUCUGAGGUGCUGAGCUGGAGCCCGGCAGCCGCCGCUGCCCGAGAGGAGUUUUCUGCAGCCGACUCAAAGCAGGACAUUUUGCAUGCGUCUCGGUGUGUUUGGAGUAGUUGUGAAUAUAGGAGAUGCCAUAGUUCUUUUCAAUCUUGGGGUGAAAUCUAACGGCAGGUUAGAUGUCCUUUAGUUUUAAGGUGCACUAAGCCUUUGCAGUUCCUCAGUCAUUCCCCCCCCACCCCGCCAACCCUUCUUUUACAGAAGCAAAAAUUAUUCUCGGCUGAAGGAGAAAUUGCGAGCAAUGCCUGUUUACUCAGCCAAGGGAGACCAGGCUGUUACUGACUGUGAUUGUGUUUGCGUGGUAUCCAAAAAAGCUUGGAGGUACUCCAGGAUUCAAGCGCUUCCACUGCAGACGUAAGUUGGUUGCGAGAAGUUGGGUGCUUGCUCAUUUUCCACGCAAAUGCCUGUUCAUGUGGAGAGCCUCAUUCUUAGCCACCCACAGAGCAGCACAGCUAGAAGUUUGCAUGUGUGCUUGCACACAGUGCUUGUGGAUGCCAGCACCUGAACCGAGGCCUGGGCUCGUGAGGGUGGCACUGCGUGCGUUGCUGUAACUCCCCAAGCUCUGCAAGGGUUGGGGGUGUAUGAAAACACCUGGGGGGGUUUCCUCUCCAUGGGUCAGAGGCCCAGAUGUGAGCAGAUGCUGCUCUGGGCAGGCCUUAGCGUGCGGCGGGGUUUGCAUAGGGAGACGGAAGGGAGCGUGCUCCCUGGGCACUACCUCGUGCUGUUGCAGAUGUUUGGCAGAUAACAGAUUUUUUAUUUAUUUAUUUAUUUUCUUCUCACUCCUCACCCUUUCUUCGCUGCCUGGGUCGCUGGCAUCAUCCUGGUGCGUGGGGACGUGCUGACGUGGUGGAUUGCGAUGUGCAAUUUCCUGUUUGUUUUAGCCCUGGGAGCAAGAUUUCUCCUCUUUCCUGUCCCUGUCCCACCAGGGAGGAGAGGUGGCACUUUAGCUGCUCCCUCAGGAUGCACCAGAGGCAAAAAACAUGUUUGUGCUGCUGCUGCUACCACCACGAAAGCGGUUCCAGGCACCCCAUAGCGCCGCGAGGAUGUGAAACAGAUGGUUACGGCUUCAGCUGCUUCCUCCCGACAGGCUUCUGCCUCCCUCUCCGUCGGACAGCCCCGGCACCCGGAGGCUCUCGGCCUGGCAGGGAGGUAGCGCCCGGGACCGGGAGGGCAGGAGUGGGGUGGGAAGAGCCGAAUAGCUUCUGGCGAGGCUUGUGCUUUAGACCAGCUCAGUUCCCUAUGGGAAAUGAGACCCUGCUUGUUUUUCCGUUGCUAUCUGGAGACCCUGCUGCGCAGGGUGCAUGGCGGCCGGCUGCUGAAUGCUGCCCAUGGCAGGAACCACGAGCUGCCCAGCAGCUCCUCGAGCUUGGUUGGGUUCCUGCCCUUGGGAGCCAGCGAGCUGGCGACUGGCAGCUUCUACUGUUGUGGGGAUUUAGGUAAUUCCUCCUCGUAAUUCCCCAGCUCGGAGGUUCCCGUGCCACCUGCCUUCUGUCAGCGAGCGGCCAGCUGCGCCUCCCUGCUGCGGGAGGGCCAGGGGCAGGGUGGUCUCGUUCCACACUUUGCACAAAGCCUAGUUGCAGUAUUAGCAGUGCUUCCCUGAGCUUGGCCGUCGGGCAGCACAACCCAGAGCUGCUUUGCUCCCCCAAGACGCUGAGCCUGCUUUUCCCCCCUCGGUGGAGGAGCGUUUACCCCAGUGUGCUCACGCCAAGCCUCGCGCUUCUGGGCAGCCCGGGUGUCAUGCGGCGGCAGGCUGGGGGAAGGCUGCUGGCUGCUGCAGGGGCAGAACUGCCUAGGAGCAGCGCGAGCUCGGCUGAGCGGGGAUCGUGCCUGGUUAACAUACGCCACGGUGCUUCUCCAGGCCCUCUGGUUAGGAUUCCUGCAUUGCCGCUGCCUUGUACCUUAGUACCUUGAGCCCCUUUGGUGGCAGGGACCAGCUCGAGCUUCCCAGGUGGCAGGGAACGUCGCUCCUCAGAGCACGCACGGUUUCCUGCAAAGCUUCAGCCGCUGCUUGUGCUUUCCCAUGGUGGGAUGUGCACCCCGGGCAUCUGGGAGCCGGUCCCCAAGAGCGCAGGGACACCCCAGACAUCUUAGACCAAAAAUCCCUGUGAUCGCCCCGAGCUAUUUAUUAUUCUCAGCGGUGUUUGCUACCGAUUCAAUUUUUUUUUCCUUUGGGAAUGUUGAAGCCUCGAUGAAUACUUUCAAAUGUUGCAGCCAAUGGAGCCGGUCCUGCUCCUCCCGUUCACCCUUGCGUGAGCAGAGGGCUUUGGUAGUCUGGGAACCAGCCUGCUGAUUUUGGUGCCUAAGUUUGGAUUUAGCUGAGGGUUGGGUGAAGCCUUGCAGUGAGGAAGGUUUGGAGGGGGAGUGGGCAAAGAGCUUUGAUUUGUUGAGCAGACCUUCUACAGGGAAAUCGUCAGCAUGGGAAAAUAUCCCAUUUUUGUGAGAUUCUGCUGGUGUUUUUAUACUGAUAUGUGAUCAAAGGCAUUUUUGCCGUCAUUGAUGUUUUGUUUAUCAGAAGUGUGUGUGGAGGGGUGUUUUGGUAUGCAGAAAUUUUAAAUACAAUUUUCAGUAAAACUUGGGGGAGGAGGGGUACCUUUCAGUUUGUAAAAAGACAGACAAAUAUAUUUUUGACCUAGUGGGACAGAAACAAUCCUGAAGCACCCUGUGAAAUCCUUUCCCAGGGUGCUAGCCAGGUCCCAUCUCUGAAGUGCAGAGGUUUUUCCACCUGCCUUUAUGAGAUGGUUUCAGUCCAUUUUGGAGAUGUAGCCAGCUGGUGGCCGUGGGAUGCAGGGGGGGAGACCGUGUGCAUUGGCUUUGGGGUGCUGAGCGUAGUCCUGGUCUCUGUGGUGCAUUUGAAGGUCUCUUGUCUCAGGCAGUAUCUGAACCUGGGGAAGGGGUUCCCUGACAAAUCUGUUUCCCCAAGGUGAGCUCCAAGCUAGGAGAGGACCGCUGAGCAGUGCGCGAUGGGAGCCUGAGAGCUGGCGUCCGCCAUUCCCACGUUUCGGCCAGGCACAAGCUAGGAGGUGAAGCCGCCCUGAGCACCGCUGUGUCCUGCAAGGCUGCUGUGGGGCCCGGCUGAGACACGUGGCCAUCUGUCAGCGCUCCAAAACCCAGCGGAGAUGGUCCGGGGGCUGUGCUCGGGGAGGCUGCGUGCUGGCCAUGCGGCCCUGGGAGCAGCUGCAGCCCCGCAGUGACGCCAGCCGGUUGGUAUAGGAGAGGGAAGGAGGGAGCUGAUGGAGAGAUGCUGUUGAUUUUGUUGCCGUCUUUUGGGAUGUGUUGGCUGGCUGGAGCCUGAGCAGAUCAUCUGCUGUGAUUUCCCAAGACCUGGACGAUGGCAGCCGCUGUUGCUGUCUGUGUGUUUCUGCAGUGUUCCCCUUGGGGUGCUCUGUGCCAAGCGCUGGUGAAAUCUGGGUCGUGUCCGGGGUGCCGGGGUUGGCUGUGCCCUGUGCUGGCGGGCUGAUGGCUGACCUUGCUGCUGGCAUCUAGCUCAGAGCCCAGCCAUAGCCUUGUGCUUUGGCCCAGCGCUGGUGGGCCCACCUCUGGUGGGGGUUUGCUCCCGUGGACUCUUCUGGGACACCUUGUUCUCAUCCAUGUUGUCCUCUAGAGCAGUUUUCCCCUGUGCUUGUGCACUAAGGACCAUGCCAGGUACACCUGAACUGGGAGCAGCCCCGGGAAUGGGUUGCAGACCAGCUGUGUAGCGCCUUGAGUGGCCUGGGGAAGUCUGUCCUCUGCGAGGAGCAGGGAGGAACCACGUUGCUUUGGACCGGCCAUGGCUGCUUGCCAGCCUGCCUGGAGCUGUGUGGCCUCGUUUGGGAGGGUGCUGCCAGCACCGGUGCCUUUUUCCCCGUCCAUCUCUUCUGCCUGGCUCCCGUGCCUGCUCCUUCUCUGAUGUCCGGAUUUGAUGCACAGAGCUAGGUUUGGUUUGUCGGUUGUCUUUGUGGGCAUUACCCCAUGCUGUUUGCAAACGGCGCGUGGUCACUAGAUCCUCCUUGGAUGGAGGCGCCAGCUGAGCAUCCCCGAGUUCAGUAGCGUUGACGAGUGCAUUGGCUGUCCCAGACCUGUCGUCCUCAUGUUGGGCUUUCCGCAACAGGCAUCAGGUGUCCUACGGCAGACAAACCGCUGCUGCGUGCUGUAGGGGAAGCCCAGCUCUGCUGUGCUUGUGACCGAAGGCAGGCGUGGACCCAGUCUGUGGGAGGCUGAGCUGAGUGGGUCGCAAGCACGCACACCCUGUGUGCUUUGCGAAACUGGUGUUGGAGUGUGUGUGGGAAAGUGCUAUGAAAAUUGGGUGCCGCCAUGCAGCUGCCUAGCUCUGCGCUUGCAGCUGCAGCGUGCCGCUUAGGCAGGUUGGGUCUGUGCUGGCCGGGAGCGGGUUUGAGUGCGAGAGCCGCCGCCUGGCUAGAGGGCGGCUGAGCCUGUUGAAGUGGUUUCCUCCGUGCCCGUCUGUCUCACCGGGGCCACGCAAAGCUGUUUGGCUGGCGUGGAGCCGAGGCCUCCCGGCGCCUCUUGCUCUCGGUUGCUUGUGUCCUCGCGCGUCGUCCAUCGCUGCGGGGUCCGAGAGCCACCAGCAAGCGUGGCGGGGGGCUGUCCCGGCGGGAGAAGCGCGUGGUCUUCCUGGUAGAUGGAGAAAGUGGGAAUUGCAUGAGGGCUUUGGGCAGGUUUUGUGGUGGGAGGGAGCAGAAGGCCGGUGAGAUGCUGGGAGCGCGGUGGAAGCGCUGUGCCUCUCAUCUCUGCGGCCCUGGGCUGUGUUUGCGAGGGCCGGAGGGGCUGAGCAGGAGCCCACCUCAGCGAGGACCUGCCCUGGUGCAUCCCGAACCUGGGACGGGGUGUGUAAAACCGCACAGUGGGAUGCUUCUUCCUUCCAAUGCUGUUUCCUUCCCUGCUCCCCUUCUUUUUAGCCAGCACCUUGUUAUCUCAGGGAGGGACAGGUCGCAGAAGCACCUGCCACACCUUCCCCCCGCCCCGAGGCUGGGCCUGCCGGGCCGCGUGCCCGGGCCCCUCGCCUCCCCUCGCCUCCCUCCGCCGCUUUGCGCUUUCAUGGCCGUGCCUCAGCGCCGCGCGCGUCCCCAUGGGCUGUGCGGGCAGGCCCCGCCGGCCCCGGGCGAGGCUGUGCGGGACGCGUCCGUCUGUCUGCUCUUACGGCACUGCUGCGCGCGCCCGGGGCGGGAGGCGCCUGCAGAGCAGACAGACAAACUGCAAAACCGACGCGGGGUGCGACCGACCCCGUCCGGGGCUUGUGCCACCCCUCUCUUCGGUGUGCAAGCAGACCCAUCCACCUGCGUGUGCGUUUGGUUUGUGUAUUUAUUUAUUUGUAUUUAUUUACGGUUUAUUUAAGUUAUUUAUUUGUAUUUAUUGCUUAAUAAACUCGGGGUUUAUUCCUGUGGCGCAUGCGGCUGGGCCCGCCGUGCGUUUCAGGGCCCGCCAGGGGCGAGCGGGACCCUGCGGGCUCUGCCGGGGGGACGCCUGCCUGGAGCCCUGCUGCAUCCUCUCCUGACUGCGGCUCUGCUUCUCCUCCCUGCCUCGGCUUUUGCAGGGGAGGGAGAACCAGGGAAAAGGAACAGGAUUCACCUAAAUGCCCGCAGGGAGGGAAAUCCGGGCCCAUCCUCUUCCCGCAGCAGCUCAAAGCCCCCUUGUCCCCCUUCCCAGGCACGAUGCUCCCUCCCGUGCCCGUCUGUAUUUAUUGGCCCGGCCUCCCCGUGUUUUUCUGUUUGGCUCACGCUGUAUUUAAUGUUGCUAAUUUCCGGAGAUGGUGAUAAGAGCAAGAACGUGUGGGUGUCGCUAUGGAGAAAAGACAAAAUCAGGUAUUCUGCUGCCGUGUGGGGAAAAUCAGAAGGAAGAGGAGACGAAAGCUGGUUUUGCAGAGUGCCUUAAACACAAAUGACUUUACCGAGUAGGGGACUUGGAUUCUUCUGUCUUUGGAUGUUAUUACAAACUCAAACAAAUGUUGCAUUUCACUUCUCUGGGAUUAAAAGACAAAUACUCAA